Kluyveromyces marxianus DMKU3-1042 is the source of this 1620-nucleotide messenger RNA. RefSeq names its product pseudouridine synthase PUS1 (gene PUS1). Gene Ontology annotation, cellular component: nucleus. Bases 1 to 1620 code for a protein of 539 amino acids. Gene Ontology annotation, molecular function: RNA binding; pseudouridine synthase activity. Lineage: Eukaryota; Fungi; Ascomycota; Saccharomycetes; Saccharomycetales; Saccharomycetaceae. The transcript has a single exon. The record is from RefSeq and is a predicted model, not a curated record. Gene Ontology annotation, biological process: mRNA pseudouridine synthesis; tRNA pseudouridine synthesis.
AUGAGUGAGGAGCAAAAUUUGAGACCUGUGUAUGACGAUGAUCAGCCUGGCGAAGAAGCUUACAAGAGAGGUGCUGCUUACAAACAGACAAGGGCCCGUAAGGCUGACUACGAGGACAAAUUGGGGUCUGAAAAGCGUCAGAGAACAAACGACAAUGGUUCCACAGACAAGAAAGAGACUCGAUCCGCGAAUUCGGACGAGUCAGUGGCUUUAGCUGUGGAUAGUAAUGGGAAUCCAAUUCCUACUGAACCACGUUUGCCAAAGAGGAAAGUGGCAGUGAUGAUUGGAUACUGUGGUACUGGGUACCAUGGUAUGCAAUACAAUCCUCCAAAUGACACUAUUGAAAAAGAACUUUUCGAAGCCUUCGUUAGAGCCGGCGCCAUCUCGAAAGCCAACUCCACAGAUUUGAAAAAGAACGGUUUCCAACGCGCUGCAAGAACGGACAAAGGUGUGCAUGCUGGAGGAAAUGUCAUCUCUUUGAAGCUAAUUAUCGAAGAUCCGGACAUCAAGGAAAAAAUCAACAAAGAACUACCAGAACAAAUUCGAGUUUGGGAUAUUUCUCGUGUCAACAAGGCCUUUGACUGUAGAAAGAUGUGCAGCUCUAGAUGGUACGAAUAUUUGUUGCCAACAUACUCCCUUAUUGGGCCCAAACCAUCAUCUUACUUGUAUAAAGAGAUAGCGGCUAGCAAAGAGGAAAUUCCUGGUGUUAUCGAGGACGAUGUGGAAAGUGCAGAAUUCUGGGAUCUAUUUCACAAGGAAGUUGAUUCAAAGUUCACCAAGGAAGAACUAGAAGAAAUAUCUUCUUUCGUAAUGCCAAAGGAAAAUUUCGAUGAGAACAACCCAACCUACCAGAAGUGUAAGGCCUACAAAAAACUGGAAACAAAGCACAAGAGAGCUUACAGGAUUUCAAAAGAAAGACUUGAAAGAUUCAGAAGCGCUUUAAAGCAAUAUGAGGGAACGUAUAAUUUCCACAACUUCACUUUAGGGAAAGAUUUCAAUGAUCCAAGUGCAAAGAGAUUCAUGAAAGAGCUUACAGUCUCAGAGCCAUUUGUUAUUGGCGAAGAGAAAACUGAAUGGGUUUCCAUCAAAAUUCACGGCCAGUCAUUCAUGCUACAUCAAAUUCGUAAAAUGAUCUCAAUGGCUACAUUAAUUACCAGGUGCUUCUGUCCUCUAGAGAGAAUCAGCCAAGCUUACGGCGCGGAGAAGAUUAAUAUUCCUAAAGCUCCUGCACUUGGGCUACUUUUGGAAGCUCCGGUUUAUGAUGGCUACAAUACCAGAUUGCAAGAAUUUGGUUACACCCCAAUUGAUUUCUCCAAGUUUCAAAGCGAGAUGGAUGCAUUCAAAAUGAAGCACAUCUACGAUAAAAUUUACCAAGAGGAAGUCAAUGAAAAUGUCUUUAAUGCAUUUUUCUCUUAUAUAGAUACCUUCAAUCCUUCUGCAAACCAAAACCAGCAAGAACCACUAGAAGCAGAAAUUGAUGAGAAAAAGGACCUUGAGGAUUCAAAAGAGACCGAAAACGACACUACUGACACUAUCAAUGCCGCAGCAAACAAAGGAAAGAAACCCCAACGUCCAAUUUUCGAUUUCCUCACGGCAAGAGGUAUUACGCAAGCUCCAUAA